Knipowitschia caucasica is the source of this 2697-nucleotide messenger RNA. Lineage: Eukaryota; Metazoa; Chordata; Actinopteri; Gobiiformes; Gobiidae. The record is from the annotation of a GenBank genome assembly.
AUGAAUGGUGCCAUUGAAAUUGACGCAGACAAAAAUAUCACCAAGUGGCUGAAGGAGCAGGGCCGUCUUGUCAAUGCCAGCACCUUCAAACACAGCUACCCGUUUUGUUGGAGGUCAGACACGCCCCUUAUCUACAAGGCUGUGCCGAGCUGGUUUGUGCGAGUGGAGAACAUGGUUGACAAACUCUUGGACAACAACGGGAAAUGCUAUUGGGUUCCAGAGUUUGUGCGAGAAAAGCGUUUUGGGAACUGGCUGCGCGACGCUCGGGACUGGGCCGUGUCCAGGAACCGAUACUGGGGUACUCCCAUCCCCCUGUGGGUCAGCGAGGACUUUGAGGAGGUUGUGUGUGUAGGGUCCAUGGCUGAACUGGAGGAGCUCACCGGUGUCAAAGUCACAGAUUUGCACAGAGAAAGCAUCGACAGCCUCACGAUCCCGUCCCGCCGUGGUAAAGGUGUCUUGCGGAGAGUGGCUGAGGUCUUCGACUGCUGGUUCGAGUCCGGGAGCAUGCCAUACGCCCAGGCGCAUUACCCCUUUGAAAACAAGAGGGAGUUCGAAGACUCGUUUCCCGCAGACUUCAUCGCAGAGGGCAUCGAUCAAACCAGAGGAUGGUUUUACACCCUCCUGGUCCUGUCCACUGCUCUGUUUGGAAAACCUCCAUUCAAGAACGUCAUUGUGAACGGUCUGGUCCUCGCCAGUGAUGGACAGAAGAUGAGCAAACGCAAGAAGAACUACCCGGACCCCAGCCUCAUCGUGCACAGCUAUGGCGCCGAUGCCCUCAGACUGUACCUGAUCAACUCUCCGGUGGUGAGAGCAGAGAACCUGCGCUUCAAGGAGGAGGGAGUGAGAGACAUUCUGAAGGAUGUGUUCCUGCCCUGGUACAACGCUUACCGCUUCCUGGUCCAGAACGUCCAGCGGCUGCAGAACGAAGAGAACGUCCAGUUUCUCUACAACGAAAACACAGCGAAACAGAGCGACAACAUCAUGGACAAAUGGAUCCAGUCUUUCACACAGUCCCUGAUCCAGUUCUUCAGAGCAGAGAUGGACACGUAUCGCCUCUACACUGUGGUCCCACGGCUGGUGAAGUUUGUGGACAUGCUCACCAACUGGUACGUCCGGACCAACCGCCGCCGUCUGAAGGGCGAGAGUGGAUCGCAGGAGUGCGUGUGGGCGCUGGAGACCCUCUUCAGCGUGCUCUUCUCCAUGUGCCGCCUCAUGGCUCCUUUCACUCCCUUCAUCACAGAGAUGAUGUACCAGAACCUGCGUCACCUCAUCGACCCAGAGUCGGUGGAAGAGAAGGACAACAGCAGCAUCCACUACCUCAUGAUCCCACAAGUCAGGGAGGGUGUCAUCGACAAACGUAUUGAGAGUGCAGUCUUGCAGAUGCAGUCGGUGAUUGAACUGGGACGAGUGAUCCGAGACCGGAAAACGCUCCCGGUGAAGUAUCCGCUGAAGGAGGUGGUGGUCAUUCACCAGGACCCAGAUGCUCUGAAGGACAUCCAGUCUCUGCAGAAGUACAUCCUGGAGGAGCUGAAUGUGCGUCAGUUGACCCUUUCCACGGACAAGGACCGGUACGGGAUACGCCUGAGGGCCGAGCCGGAUCAUAUGGUUCUGGGGAAGAGGUUGAAGGCUGCGUUCAAGUCCAUCACCACCUCCAUCAAGAGCCUGAGCAACGAACAGCUCGAGGCCUUCCAGAAAACAGGAUCCAUCGUGGUGGAUGGACAUGAGCUGCAUGAGGACGACCUGCGGCUGAUGUACACGUUUGACCAGAGUUCUGGAUCAGCGGCUCAGUACGAGGCUCACUCCGACGCUCAGGUCCUGGUUCUUCUGGACGUGACCCCGGACCAGUCGAUGGUGGAUGAGGGAGUGGCUCGUGAGGUCAUCAAUCGCAUUCAGAAACUGCGCAAGAAGGCCCAUUUGGUUCCCUCUGAUGAAAUCACGGUGUACUACCAGUGUCAGCCAAAGGGGGAGUAUUUGGACUCUGUGAUCCAGGCCCAUAAUGACUUCAUCCUGGCCACGACUAAAGCGCCAAUGUUACCGUUCCCGGUCCCCAAGAGCAGCACAGUCAUCAUAGAGGAGAAGACCCAGCUUAAAGGCUCAGAUUUGGAGUUCACCAUCGUCAAAGGAUCCUCAACUCCUAAGAUUCCUCUGAGCGGACCAGCGUGCGCCUACGUCAACGUGAGAGUGAAAGUGAACAACAAGGACCGAGAGGGCGUCGUGUUGUUGGAAAAUCCCAAAGGCGACAACCGCCUCGACUUCCACAAACUGAAGCGCGUCUGCAGCAUAGUUUUCGGGACCAACGGGAACGUCCAGCUCUACAGCGGGGCCACAGAGGUGACGUCCAAAACCGACCUGCAGAGUCUGAGUGGUCAGACUGUAUCCUCCUCGGCUUCAACCUCUGUCUCCGGUGACGCUGUGCUCUGUCCCUACGUGAACCUGCUCCUCUGCAACGCGCAGCCCUCAGAGUGCCAGGUGGGUGAGGUGGGCACACUGCUGCUGCUGAACCCUCGGGGUCAGAACGUUCUAGAUCAUCCACAGCUGCUCAGAGAAGCGGGGAAAGUGUUUGGACUCCGCGACCGACGACUCAAGCUCUAUAUGGACCAGGACUUCAGCGAAGAACUGACAGCGGAUUCAUCUAUGAAGUCUCUGGACACAAAGACGCUCUUCGUCAGGGUUCUUCCCACUACGGCCGAGGCUUAG